Nicrophorus vespilloides is the source of this 4936-nucleotide messenger RNA. RefSeq names its product cadherin-4-like. The record is from RefSeq and is a predicted model, not a curated record. Gene Ontology annotation, cellular component: membrane. Gene Ontology annotation, molecular function: calcium ion binding. Lineage: Eukaryota; Metazoa; Arthropoda; Insecta; Coleoptera; Silphidae. Gene Ontology annotation, biological process: homophilic cell-cell adhesion.
AUCGAAACAUGCGGUGGAUAGUGCUGUGGUUAUUCUUCAUAUUAAGGCAUAUGCCUUUAUAUGCCCAAAAUGAUGGUGAUUGUGGUGAUUGGAGCUCUAUGAAAGAUGUAAACGAUAUAACAGAUCAAGACGAUUUUAAAAUCUUAGAAGUAACCGACUUUGCAUUUACUGCAAAUGAUGUUAAGGUAUCUAUGUGCAAUGGAAUAGAAAUUGUUCGUCACGAAGUUAACGAAAAUAAGCUGCUAUUUAUUACACAAAAUAUGCGUAAUUGGGAAGAAACUAUGCCGAACCAAGACUCUCUUGCAGUUAUAUGUUUCAAUGUAGCUUUCUCUAAUGAAGAAUGCUCUGGAAAAACUGUAAAUAUGAAGAUUCAAGAUACAAAUAAUUAUGAACCAAGAUUUGUUGAUGAACAAGAGGUUGAUAAACCUGUUUUUGAAAUUAUUUUACCGAUGCCGUUCCCUGCAGAAUUCCCCCUGGAUAGUUUUGGAAGCAUCAUCAUGGCUAAAGACGAGGAUUAUACAGAUACAAAACUUACUUUUACAAUUGAGUCUAAUAAAUUUCUUGAUAUAAAAUAUGUAGGAACAACUGGUGAACUUAAGAAAGUGCAUACAGCUUCUUUAAUUUCAAUGUCUCCAUUGGAUUUCGAUGAAAUGCAAUUCAAUAUAAAAGUUGAGGAUAAAGAUAAAAAGAUUGACACUGGGAAAAUAGUUAUAAAGAAGAAUCCCAAAGUUAGUUUGGUAUAUCCCGAGUUUGAUAAAUCUUAUUAUAUGGGAAAAUACGAUAGAGAUGGAAUGAGUGAAAUGAUAGACGAGAUUACUUUAAAAAAUGCAAAAACUAUUAUUCUUGAAGGAGCAUACGCGCAAUAUUUCGAACCCCUCACAGAAACUAAAGACCAAAAUGUUAUCUUUACUAUAAAAGCAACUAAUAAUGAAGGAUACAGUGAUGAAGCAACAAUCAUUAUAGAGCCAAUCGUUACUGAUUUACCGAAAUUCAGUGAAUCUUAUUACCUCGGCAGUCUUGAUAUCGAGAGCAAGGAAUUGACGCAUGAUAAAAUUUUGGUUGUAGCAGAUAACGAUGCGAAAAUUGAUAUUAAUGAUGAAGACCUGAAGCAGAUAUUCACAGUUGCAUUGACAGGCCAACAAGUACUUAUAACAUUAUCUCAGAAUGCAAAUAUCGAAGAAAUAAAAGAUACGGAUAUUGUUCUGCCAUUACAAAUCACCAACAGCAAUGGUGGAGCUGCAACAACGAUCGUCGUUUUUGAAGUUAUUAGGAAAAUCGUUGAGCCAAUUUCUUUUAGUAAAACCAAUUACCAAGGUGAAUUAAACGUUGAUACAAAUGUAAUAAAACUAGAAGCAGAAAUUAAAAUCGUGAAAGGAGAAGCUGAUGCGGUGAAAAUUCUCGAACAAGAAUAUGAGUCACAAUUUGAGGUGACAAUUGAACCAAUUACGAAGAUUGUAAAUAUUGAACUAAAAGAAAAACUAAAUAAUGUUGAACAACUUGGUUUAAUAUUGACCCUUGAAGUAUCAAACAUGAAAGGUCAAUCUAGUAAGACAACGGUUGUUUUAAAAUUUACGGGCAAAGCUACACAAACACAACCUAUCAAAUUUGAAAAACCAUUUUAUAAAGGAGAAGUAGACGUAGCCAGUGAGCAAAUAAUUAUUACAGAGAUUAUUAAAAUUACUGAAGGAGAAGUAGAAGAUGUUAAAAUUAUUGACACAGAAUACAAUGAAUAUUUCCAAGCAACCCUUUCGCCUGAUAAAAAAAGUGUUACAAUUAAAUUGGUAAACGGAUUACCACCAAAAGUUGAAUCCAGUAUAGUUUUGGUAAUUGAAGCUUUCAAUGUCAAAAAUGAAGUGGGUAGAACAACUCUUGUUCUAGACAUUUCUGAUGAAGAAACUCCAAUAACAUUUACUCAAUUAAUCUACAAGGGAAAUGUAAACAAAGAUAAAGAAGAAAUCAAUUUAGACGCAGAAAUUAAAAUUGAAAAAGGAGAUGUUGAAUCUGUUAGCAUUGUUGAUGGAGCAUUCAAAGAAUUUUUCAAAGCAACAUUUUCCGUUGAAACAAAGAUUGUUACAAUUGAAUUCGAAAAGACAUUACCAUCUACAGUUGAAUCUAGUAUAAUUCUGGUAAUUGAAGCUUCCAAUAAACAACAUCAAGUAGGUAGAACUACUGUGGUUCUGGAAGUUCCUGAUGGAGCAGUCCAAGAAACUCCAAUAACAUUUACUCAAUUAAUCUACAAGGGAAAUUUAAACAAAGAUAAAGAAGAAGUCAAUUUAGACACAGAAAUUAAAAUUGAAAAAGGAGAUGUUGAAACUGUCAGCAUUGUUGAUGGAGAAUACAAUGAAUUUUUCAAAGCAACACUUACCGAUAAUAAUAAGGUUGUUACAAUAGAAUUGGUAAAGGAAUUACCUCAAAUAACUAAAUCCUAUAUAGAUCUGGAAAUUGAAGUUUCCAAUGACAAAAAGCAAGUGGGUAAAACUGUUGUAAUUUUGGAAGUAGAAAAUAAUUUACCAGUAGAUGAUUUAAUUAAUUUUACCGAACCAUUAUACAAAGGAGAGUUAAAUGUAAUAACGAAUGAAAUAACUGUGGAUACAAUUAAGAUAGAUACAGGAGCCGUUGAAAUUAUUAAAAUCUUAGGAGAUUAUGAAAACUUAUUUAAGGUUGAUUAUGACAAAAAUACGAAAAUUGUUACACUUACUGUAAGUGGUAAUUUGGAAACUAUUAACGAACCAAGUGUGGUCUUCACCUUGGCGGCUUACAACGCUAAGAAUGAAAUAGGAGGACAAACGACUGUUGUUUUGACCAUAGUUGGAGAUGUAAUUAAGCCGUCUCCACCAACAUUCGAAAAAACAUAUUACGAAGGUGAAUUCAAAGUUGAAGGGCAAUCCUUAAACAUAGAAGACAUACGUAUUAUUAAAGGCGACAUCGAAAGUGUUAUUGUUGUUGGAAAUGAUUACAAUACUUAUUUUGAGGCAAAGUACAAUGAGGAUACUAAAUUGGUCGAAAUAAUUAAAUUACAGGAAUUAGAAAAUAUUUUGGAUUCAAACAUUGUUUUCUCUCUGGAAGCCAGUGAUAAAUAUGGACAAAGUGCAGAUGCUACUGUGGUAUUAAAAGUUUUAGGCAAAGCAGAACCGGAACAAGACAGAAUCGUGUUUGAUGAGCACGAAGUAGGUUUUAUUCUUGAAGAGGCGGAGCAACUACCGAAACAACUUAAUCCGUUUGUGGCUAAAUCUACAAAUAAUAAAGAUAAAAUAACUUAUAGGUUCAUUGAUUCUGUUCCUAAUGGAUUAAAGUUAGAUGAAAAUACAGGUGUAGUUUCAAUUGUAAAGAUUUUAGAUAAAAGAGUAUUAUCUGUUAAGUUAGGUGCAUCUGGUAGUGAUUCUGGAAAGUCCGCCGAAACUAAAUUCGUCAUAUAUUCUUACCAACUGCAAGGAAAUGGCGAAAAAGCAACAUAUUCUUAUAUUGCUAAAAAAGUAAAAGAAGGAGUAGAAACUGCCACAACUAUUUUACAACACCAAAAUACUGAUUACAAAUACUGCUUACUGGAAAGCAACCCCAAUGAUGAAAAAAUAACUAUAAACGAAGAUGGAUACCUUGUGAGCAAGGAACUGGAUAGAGAAGAUCACGCAUUUGUUGAUAUGAUUGUACCACAAUACCUGGUAACUGUAGAUCUUGUAAAGAAAUCAGAGAAUUGUGAGAAAGCUAAAACAUCUAGAAUGCAAAAGGAGAUAGUUGAACAUAUUAAUAUGUAUGAUCAAAUUGAGAAUUGGGAAUCUAGAACUGUUGUUACCGUUUUAAUUGAAGACGAAAACGAUCAUGACCCAAUAUUCGAACCAUCAAAGCAGAUUAUUGCAUACCCUGAAGAGGAAAUUGCGAAAAUUAUACGUCCGAUGUAUUUGACCAAAGUUCACGCUACAGAUUUAGAUUCGAAGGAUAAAUUUGGAAAAAUAACGUAUUCUUCUGAUAGCGAUUAUGUCGUUGUUAAUGAAGAUAGCGGAAUCAUUUACCCUACAGAUAAAAUAUUUUCUUCUGAUGACUUCGAUUUCACUGUUAUCGCCACUGAUGGUGGUGGUAAAACUGCUGAAUUAGAAGUCGAGGUGUCUUUAAUCGACAAAGAUAAGAUUAGUAUAAUGUCGUUCGAAAACAUUGAUUUGGAAAAUAUUGUGGAUAAGUUGCAAGAAUUGUCGGAGCAAUCUGGAAUCAAUUUGCAAGCAUUGUCCAUUUCAGCAGUACCAUCAGAAAAAUCGAUGCUAUUCAAAGACUACAAUUAUUACACUCAGGCAUACGUUUAUGGUGUUAAGGACAAUAAAAUUGUAUCUUCAAAUACGAUAAAAGAAAAUUUUAACGACGUUACAGUUAUUGAGUUCAAUCCAAAUACCAGUGAUGGUUGUGAUGCUGAAAUUGAGGAAUGCGAUAACACCGGACUCAUUGCAGGAGUUGCAGUUCUUGCAGUACUUUUAGCAGUUGUACUUGCAGGUUCCAUUGCGUUUUACGUUCUUAAAUUGAGAAAACAUAAUUCGGCUUCCAACGACUUCAAUCAUCACAAUGACGUAGAAAGGAUCAUUGAAAAGAAUGCCGUUAGAGAACAACCAAAUAAUCGUAGAUCUACUGGUUUUGUAUUUAAUUCUCCUCCACCAGAAGACGAUGACGUUGAUUUGAAUCCUAACAAUAACGAGAAAAUCGGUGACGACUUUGACAGAAAUUUAGAAAGACGGAAGUCCGUUUCGUUCAACGACCAAAUUGAAACAAUCAAAAUAGAUAAGACGGUUCCGGCAGAGGAGACGGAAGAUAGCGAUGCUAAGAAAGAGUAAUCUAUUUUUAGGAAACAAGGAUAUUUCAUUUUUCUUUGACUUUUAUUUCCGUUUUUCAUGAGCAAUUUUUUAAAUUCUUAAAGAAAUUUGUCUAAAUUUAUUAUAUUAACUUAUGCUGUUUAUUA